UUACAUAGCCCCUGGUAACCCUGUUAUUUCUGAUUUUCUUCAGCCAUUCUUAAAACUUAAAAAAAAAAAAAAAAUCAUUUAAACAUUUAAAUACAAGACCAGUCCCACAUUCUAACAGUCAUUUAGAUAAAUAAAAUGUUCAGUGUACAAAGCAAUAUUUCAAACUUGUUUUAAAAACUUCUCCCCCCUACUGGAAGUGUACAGCAUGAAAGAGUACAUGAUCAGUUUCUUCUCUAAUUCCCCAACCUCUAUUUUGUCUCUUCUUCCCCCGCUCUAGGUGGGUAGUCUCCAGCUUGAAUGGACUGAGAACUGGGAAUGGGAAGAGAAGUCAGGGACAAGAAGAAGCUGACAUGGCUGGUACCUUUAUAGUUUAGUAUAAGACAUCUCUUGCCUUCCGAGAGAACUCCUUACUGGGUGCCUCCAGAUACGCCUCCCGUCUCAUGAACGUAGGUUACUGCGUGCUUCCUCUGGGCAUGCAGUGGCCCACUGCUCUGCCCUACCUUCUUAGGAACCACUCCUUUUCUAAAGAGGAGCUCAAAGGAGGACUGCUCAUCUCUUGCAAAUCUCAGAAUGGCUCAGGUGAGGAGGAGUGGCAGCAUCUGGAUCCUGCUCAGAAGACUCUCUACAUGGAUGUCAUGUUGGAAAACUAUUGCCACCUUGUCUCUGUGGGGUGUCAUAUGACUAAGCCCGAUGUGAUCCUCAAGUUGGAACGAGGAGAAGAGCCAUGGACAUCAUUUGCAGGGCAUGGCUGUUUAGAAGAAAAUUGGAAAGCUGAAGACUUUCUAGUGAAAUUCAAGGAACACCAAGAUAAGUAUUCUAGAUCAGUUGUAUUCCUCAACCACAAAAAACUGAUUAAGGAAAAAGGUAAUAUAUACAAAAAGACAUUUAUUGUAGGCAAAAACCUUGUUAAGUCAAAAAAUAUACCUCCUGAAUAUCAUACCCAUGGAACAAUUUUGAAAAAUGUUUCAGAAUUAAUCAUCAAUAAUCUAAACCCUGUAAGAAAGAGACUUGUUGAGUGUAACAUAUAUGGGAAAUCACUCCUUAAUACUAAGCAAGAAACAGCUCAUUCUGGAGUCAGAUCCCAUAAUCAGAAUGGGAGAGCUGUCACUCAUAACGAAGUGCUUAAUCAGUACCAGAAGAUGGAAACGCCGGCACAGUCCUUUAGAUAUAAUGACUGUGAGAAAUCCUUCCUUAAAAAGGGAAGCUUAAUUACACAUAACAGAACAUACAGAGCGGAAAACCCAUCUGAAUAUAAUAAAAGGAGAAGAGGAACCAAUAUUGAAAAAAAACAUACAUGCACUGAAUGUGGGAAAUCCUUCUGCAGGAAGUCAGUGUUGAUUCUUCAUCAGGGAAUUCACACAGAGGAAAAACCUUACCAAUGUCAUCAGUGUGGAAAUGCAUUUAGGAGGAAGUCAUAUCUCAUUGAUCAUCAGAGAACUCACACAGGAGAGAAGCCCUUUGUUUGUAAUGAAUGUGGUAAGUCUUUCCGCCUAAAGACGGCUCUCACUGAUCAUCAGAGAACACAUACAGGUGAGAAAUCUUAUGAAUGUGUGCAGUGUAGGAACACCUUCAGAUUGAAAUCACACCUCAUUCGUCAUCAGAGGACUCACACAGGAGAGAAACCAUAUAAAUGUAAUGAAUGUGGGAAGUCCUUCCGCCAAAAGACAACCCUGUCUCUACACCAGAGAAUUCAUACAGGAGAGAAACCCUAUAUUUGUAAAGAAUGUGGGAAGUCCUUUCACCAGAAGGCAAAUCUUACUGUCCAUCAGAGAACUCAUACAGGGGAGAAGCCCUAUAUUUGUAAUGAAUGUGGGAAGUCCUUUUCUCAGAAGACAACCCUUGCUCUUCAUGAGAAAACUCAUAAUGAGGAGAAACCCUAUAUUUGUAAUGAAUGUGGAAAGUCUUUCCGCCAGAAGACAACACUCGUAGCACAUCAGAGAACGCAUACAGGGGAGAAAUCUUAUGAAUGUCCUCACUGUGGAAAGGCCUUUAGAAUGAAGUCAUACCUCAUCGAUCAUCACAGAACUCACACAGGAGAGAAACCAUACGAAUGUAAUGAAUGUGGGAAAUCCUUCAGUCAGAAGACUAAUCUCAAUCUACAUCAGAGAAUUCAUACAGGGGAGAAACCCUAUAUUUGUAAUGAAUGUGGGAAGUCCUUUCGCCAGAAAGCUACUCUCACUGUACAUCAGAAAAUACAUACAGGGCAGAAAUCCUAUGAAUGUCCUCAGUGUGGAAAAGCCUUUAGCAGGAAGUCAUAUCUCAUUCAUCAUCAAAGAACUCACACAGGAGAGAAACCAUAUAAAUGUAAUGAAUGUGGGAAGUGCUUCCGCCAGAAGACAAAUCUCAUUGUACAUCAAAGAACUCACACAGGGGAGAAACCCUAUAUUUGUAAUGAGUGUGGUAAAUCCUUCAGUUAUAAGAGAAACCUCAUUGUCCAUCAGAGAACUCACAAGGGAGAAAACAUGGAAAUUCAUUAAAUGAUGAAUUUGAAGCCUUUCCAAGUCAUUGUAAACCUUUGCUUUUAAAGAAAAGCAUGCUUACACAUUUUAAUCCAAUUUUAAUUCCAAGUGUUAUUGUCAUCAAUUUAAACCAUGCACUUAUGUACUUGCUCACUAGCAUAUAAAAUCGAUAUGACCCAUCAUUAUUGAACUGCCAGCAAUGAAGCUAUUUUUUAAGUUUUCAACUGUUCCUGCUGAAUUAGAUAGUUCAUUAAAAAAAACUUAUGUAAUAUAUACAGAAGCAAGAUACAAAUGGGUUAUAAGCACCAGUAUACCUAAGAGAAAGAAAAUAUCUAUGAAUUCUGUUUCUCACUGCAUUAUGUGGAAUAAAAAUGAGUUAUCUGUUACCUCCCCAAAGAUAGUCACAACCCUGCCUUAUAAUAUCAUAGAGUAGUUUUUGCAUGUUUUAAACUAUGUAUAUUUUAUCAUACAUCAAUUCUUUUGUGUUUUGCUUAUUUCAGUCUAUUUUUGAUUCAUACAUUAUUGCAUGUGGCAGUAGUGUCCAUCUUCAUUCAUAUGCUACUUCAUUUAAAGAAUAUAUCACUAUUCUGUUGGUGCAUAUUUAUAUUUUUUACAUUUUUGUGUUAUAAUAAAAAUACUGCUAUGACUAUACUUGCAUAUGUCAUGGGUAUAUGUGUUUGUAUGUAUGUCUGGUAGUUUUAUACCUAGGACUAGAAUUACUCAGUUUUAGAGUAUGUGUAAGUUUUUUCAGCUAUAGUAGAUUCUGCCAAACAUCUCAUACAUUUCUCAACAUGAGGCAAUUCACUUUGGAGAGAAACAAAUCUAAAUGUAAUCAAUAUGGAAAGGUCUUUUCCAGUGAUUCAAACUAGAGAAUUCCUACUAAAAAGGAACCUUAUGUUAUAAUUGCGAGAAGGCCUUUAAUAAGGAUAUGCUAAUUAAUAAAUGUAGACAGGCCUUUAGCUGUGGCCUUUAGCUUUAGGUAUGAGUCCCAAUAGAUGUAUGAAAAUAUUUUCUAUAUUAAAUACCUUUUAUAGCUUGGUCUAUCUCACAGGAUAUGUAUGUCUUUGAAAAUCCCAAAUAAAAAAUCAUUGGCAAGAUUUUGGUAUUUGAGAAUUGGAAAUCUGCUAAAACAAUAACUACUGUAUCUUUUUUUGGAGAAUGAUAAGUUCGGCAGCAACUUGAGCAGUGUUAUUGAAGGCCCUUCUUGAGGAGCAUUAUUCAAAACCAACAUUCACUACAUGUAUCAUUGUAGUGAAUAACCAUUAAUCAUUGUGCACAAUAAAAUACAAUGGAGAUUUAAAUAAGAUUAUUUUCAGUUGAGUGGACCUAUAAACCAAAUCUAAGUAGUCAGGAAGAAAGGUUCAUGGUACAAAUAUUCCACAGGCCCUCUAGCCUAUAAAAAUGGAUAACAAUCAUCAAUUAAUAGUAAAUGGAAACAAGCUUGUCCAUAUUGGGCUUACAGAUAAUUUCAGCAAAAAAAAAAAUGGUAGGUGAUGAGGAAAAACAGACAUAAUAAUUUAGACUUUAGAAAAGGGCUAAGCAUAGGGCCAAGUAUAUGAUGCCUUGUCUGAGUGAACAGAAUU
Molecule: messenger RNA, 4042 nt
Organism: Choloepus didactylus (southern two-toed sloth)
Lineage: Eukaryota; Metazoa; Chordata; Mammalia; Pilosa; Megalonychidae
Gene: ZNF567
Product: zinc finger protein 567
Exons: 5
Coding region: 441-2477 (678 amino acids)
Biological process (GO): regulation of immune system process; regulation of cytokine production; negative regulation of transcription by RNA polymerase II
Source: RefSeq, a predicted model, not a curated record